This is a messenger RNA of Puccinia graminis f. sp. tritici CRL 75-36-700-3, 609 nucleotides long. RefSeq lists its product as uncharacterized. The transcript is spliced from 3 exons. The record is from RefSeq and is a predicted model, not a curated record. The coding region runs from base 184 to 483 and encodes 99 amino acids. NCBI's taxonomy places the organism in Eukaryota, Fungi, Basidiomycota, Pucciniomycetes, Pucciniales, Pucciniaceae.
GGAGAUAUGUACCCUGUCCGACAGUGCAUUGAGUAUUCAGGCGCACCGGUCAGAUGUAUUUAUGUACACACGCAGCGCAUCUCCUAGGACAAAGCUCUCAAGAACCACGAAACCAGUGAUACCCACAAACCGUUCAUACAAAGCCCGUCGGAAUCUGUAAGCUCGGUCCCAAAUUCCUUCGAGAUGGGACAAGCAACCGAAACAGCCAAGCGAGCUGUCGUCAACCCCAGGACGACCAAAUUUGAAUUCGGCGGUCGGAUCGUAGCGCUCGGCGUUACUUUAUCGGUCCCGUUCUUCACCUAUUGGCUGAAUCUGGCCUGUACUCCUCAAACUGGAUGUUUGCUGGGUCCCCAAAUCCUGGACCUUCGGACUCUAUGGAACACGACCAACUUCUUCAGUCUCGAGGCUUGCUACGUCUAUCUUGGAUGGUAUAUGUACAUACCUUGUACUCUGCUGGCUAGUACUCCCUGGCAAAUCGGUUGAUGGUACUGUCUUGAGAGAUGGCACACGAUUAUCUUAUAAAUUUAAUGCUUUCAAUAGUCUCAUAUGCACCAUCCUUCUCACGGCCGCGGUGUUUGCUCGAUGGGGCGGCUCUCCCUUCUUGUAUAU